Molecule: messenger RNA, 2034 nt
Organism: Monomorium pharaonis (pharaoh ant)
Lineage: Eukaryota; Metazoa; Arthropoda; Insecta; Hymenoptera; Formicidae
Gene: Dlish
Product: SH3 domain-containing protein Dlish
Exons: 5
Coding region: 594-1778 (394 amino acids)
Molecular function (GO): protein binding
Source: RefSeq, a predicted model, not a curated record
AAUUAUUAUUAUUAUUAUUGUCGUAUGCAUUUGCCUCCAUAUAUUUUAAUAAGGAUAUGUAUUAUAUACAUUUUAGCACCCGCAACACUUUCAACUCAUUUAUCUGAUGUGAGUCCUCUCCUCGGCAAGUGCAGUGUCGAUCUCGGAAUCAUGAAAAUUUAACGGGAACCGGCCAAACAAUCUCGUAUCGUCAUCCUGUAGCGCUCUCUACCUGCCGUGUCCAGGAUUAAUUCGUGCGAUCGCGGCCGCGGAGGGUCCUGGACCUCCGAGGACCCGUGAGAACCCGACGGUGGACGGGAGGAAACGCGGAGAACGCGUCCGCUCACCGUUGCGGAAGGUGUGUCUCGGUUGCGUCGUAAUCGUGCGGCGGCCAGAUUUCGGUUUCACUCCGAGACAGUUCUCUUUCUCUCUCUCUUCGGCACCGCAUCCUUCCGCGUAAAUUUCCAUAUAUCCUCGGAGUAACAUACACACAUAUAUAAGGCCGCGGCGAGAAAUCAGACGCGCGCAUUCCACAGGAGGCGGGUGUUCGCGCGUGGUCGCCGCGCUGGAGAUGUGAGAGAUUCCGGAACGGGGUACGCGAGUAAAAUCGCAGAAUGGCUUUCCUGUGCCCCGUGCGCAUACGUCGCGGAAAGAAGAAGAAACCCGGAACAUACAACUUUAAUUUGGAAAAAGACUGUGGGACUGGAGGCACAGGACUUGGAAACUUGGGUACCAGAGUGCCAAUGCCUCCUGGUCGGAUAACUGGAAGCGCGAGCAUUGAAACACUUGUAAGGGUUGGCAUUGAAAAGGAGAAUGGACUUUCUCCGGACAGUAAAAUGGUCAUUGUGCAUGACUUUACCCCCUGCGUGGAUGAUGAACUUCAAGUCAAAAGGGGCCAGAUAGUGAAUGUACUUUACAGAGAAAACGAUUGGGUAUACGUGAUAGCGGCGGAUACGCGUAUGGAAGGCUUUGUGCCACACUCUUAUUGCGCACCGUACACAUCACAACUAGCGGAAUUGACGCUGGCUAACCUGAACAAUGUGAAGAAGAAGCUACCGCGAUCCAGCGAAAAUGAUUGUGAUCUUCUUAGCACGGGCCGCUUGCAAGAGACGCAGCAGACCGAUACCGGAUCGGCCUCAGAUUGCGAAAGCUACGCACGAAAUAAUAUCACCACUGCAGACGUCAAUGUCAAUCGUUCCAACAUCACGCAAUCCCAAAAUUCUAUACAAACUAUAUCGUCCCAGCCAGACAUACAUCCCUUCUUCAAGGAUCCAUCAGCUGGAAGGUACAUCGUUCUUUAUACGUUCGUUGCGCGAGACGAGAACGAUGUUAGCGUUGAAAGAGGCGAAUUCGUGACCGUGCUAAAUCGCGACGAUCCGGAUUGGUUCUGGGUGCUCCGACAUUGUGACGGCAACGAGGGUUUCGUACCGUCUGGUUUCGUCUAUCCCGGUCACGUUCUUCAUUCUUAUGCAUCGACCACCACAACGGCCGCCACUGCCACUACAAAUACAGCGUCUGCAGAGGCUCAUAGUCCAGGCAAAGGUACGGGAGGCGAAUCGUUGCAGCAAAAGGGAGUGCGAGAUUUUCGAGAUGACAAUGCCGGUACGGAAUUAGUGGUACUUUAUGAUUAUAAGGCGCAGGCGCCGGAUGAUCUGUCAGUGAAACGGGCCGAUUGGAUUUACGCGGAUCUUGGAAAUCAAAAUGUGGAAGGUUGGCUCUGGGCUUACGCGCCCAAGACCCGUAAAUAUGGUUUCAUUCCUAAAGCGUACGCGCGACCUCCUGCCAUGACUAGCUUAUGAUUCGAAUUGUUAGGGAAGAAAGAAAACUCGCCUUUAUUACUUUGAGCAAGUUCGCAAUAUCUUUGUACCGUCCAUUUAUGUAUCGCAUAUCGUCAAGUGUAUGUAAAGAGCGGGAUAACUAAUGUUUUAUUUAAAUAUUUACGAUUAAUUAUAUUAGAUUACUGACCCGAACAAUGCAAGAGAGAAAAUGAAUUUAGUUUAGUGGAUUAGGUUAAAAAAUUAAUAUUUUAAGAAAUAAACGAGAUUAUUUGUAAUA